AUGGCCGACGAAACUACCGGGGCAACGGUUUGCAACGCUGAGGAUGACAGUAAGAACCAAGGAACCGACUUUAAGGUGGUACAUACACAGCAUUUGAUGGCUUUUCUCAGGCCCAUUUACACUGAGUCCAUCCUAACCUGUCAAAAGCACCUUUCCAACCCCGUCCCGCAGGUCGCGUUUGACAUGCUCUGGUAUCCUCUCAAGCCCGAGACAGAUGUAUGGGGGGCCGGGAGUGACGGGUCUUGGCUGGUCGACCUCUGGCGGCUUGAGAGUGAUGGCUCCAGACUCCGAAGAGGCUUCUUUUCUGCAAUGGUAAACCCUUACUCUGGACUCCGAGAUGUAAUUAGUCUUCCAGUGUGUCCAGUUUCCAUUUGGGAUGCACACGACGGUGGCGAGCGACGUGAGAGUAUUUUACGCCGGGCUGCAACUUUCUUCAAGGCGCUUCAACGAGGCAAUCUCCUCGUGGAUUACAAGGGACCUAUCAAAGAGACCGCCCAAUAUUACACGGGAAAGGUGGUUAUCGACCAUCGAAGAGGGCGUGCGGAAUCUCGCAUCUACCGGGCCCUUUCCCCACAAGUCAACGACUAUUCAGACCGGUUCAAGGAGUAUGACGGGAUUCUUAUCAACAACGAUAGGUCCUUCUACACCACCCAAGAUACUCGAAACCGUCCCCCGAACCCUAAAUUCAAACUAGCCAACAGCAACGAUGCCGUCGUCAACGGCGAGGAGUUGCAGGUAUGGCUCAACAAUGUACCCGAGUACCGUUCCCCGGAAACGAUUCGCGCAGAGACCGGUGGUUCCGUCGUUCAACAACUCACAGAGCACCAACUCCUUUUGCUAUGCCCAGACGCUCUGGCAUAUGGACUGAGACGCAAGCACUGGAUGCUGAUCUCUCUCGACUACGUUCAAGAGUCCGUGCCAUCAGAGGAGAGUAUUUCAAAUCUGAUUAUUGCCCAGGAUGAGUUGAAGACCAUCCAGGCUCUCUCGAAUCGCCAGAAUAGUCCUCCAGGAGUUGGCAAGACUUACACAGUUGUGGCUGAUAUCGGCACGGUCGAGACGCUCGUCGAAGGCGAGCUUAUGAAGUGGUUUGAUCUUGCGGAAGCCUGGAACGCAGUGCUUCUCGUCGAUGAAGCAGAUAUCUUCCUCGAACGACGGCAAAAUCGAGACCUCGCCCGAAACGGACUGGUAUCAGCAUUCCUCCGACGAAUGGAAUACUUCAAAGGUCUUCUAUUCCUGACCACGAACCGCGUCGGACAAAUUGACGAUGCCUUCAUUUCACGCGUCCACGUGGCAAUCGGAUACCAGGCCCUCGACGAAGAAACCAGGCGAAAAGUCUGGAACGGCUUUUUCCGCAAGCUGGUGCGCGAACGCGCUGGCAAGGUACAGAUCGCACCAGACGCAAAGACAUGGGUUCUUGAGACCGCCGGCGAGACGAGUCUUAACGGGCGAGAUAUUCGCAAUGCGUUGCAGACAGCUAUCACGCUGGCAGAGUUUGAAAGCGAAGAGGAUCCAGACUAUGAUGCUGCAUUAGUGACAGUUGUCACUAAGGCCCAUUUCCAGAAGGUUUUGGAGAUGUGCAAUCGGUUCCGCAGUUAUGUAACGAGUAUACGGAGGGAGGAUGAGAUGAAGCGUGCUCAAGGGCGUGGAGAUCGGAAUGAUUAUAGCAAUGGUUUUGAUAGCAGAAUGUGUUAG
Messenger RNA from Fusarium redolens, 1692 nucleotides. Its product is annotated as P-loop containing nucleoside triphosphate hydrolase protein. The transcript has 7 exons. The coding region runs from base 1 to 1692 and encodes 563 amino acids. The record is from RefSeq and is a predicted model, not a curated record. Gene Ontology annotation, molecular function: ATP binding; ATP hydrolysis activity. NCBI's taxonomy places the organism in Eukaryota, Fungi, Ascomycota, Sordariomycetes, Hypocreales, Nectriaceae.